This is a messenger RNA of Leopardus geoffroyi (Geoffroy's cat), 5966 nucleotides long. RefSeq names its product DNA polymerase delta 1, catalytic subunit (gene POLD1). Lineage: Eukaryota; Metazoa; Chordata; Mammalia; Carnivora; Felidae. Gene Ontology annotation, biological process: DNA-templated DNA replication; nucleotide-excision repair, DNA gap filling; DNA replication proofreading. The record is from RefSeq and is a predicted model, not a curated record. Gene Ontology annotation, molecular function: nucleotide binding; DNA-binding transcription factor activity, RNA polymerase II-specific; sequence-specific DNA binding. Bases 127 to 4110 code for a protein of 1327 amino acids. Gene Ontology annotation, cellular component: nucleus; delta DNA polymerase complex. The transcript has 31 exons.
GGUCUCGCCCUACUUGGGCGGGAGGGGCGUGGCCCAGGGCGGCGCGCGGCGGCUCUGAGCCUGCGCGCGCCGGAGUCAGGGGUCACAGCGACGUAGGCUGUGGCGGGAAACGCUGUUUGAAGCGGGAUGGAUGGCAAGCGGCGGCCGGGCCCGGGCCCUGGGGUGCCCCCCAAGCGGGCCCGUGGGGGCCUCUGGGAUGAGGAUGAGCCGUCUCAGCCAUCCCAGUUCGAGGAGGACCUGGCGCUGAUGGAGGAGAUGGAGGCAGAGCGUAGGCUGCAGGAACAGGAGGAGGAGUUGCUGCAGCCAGCCCUGGAGGGAGCCGCGGACGGGCAGUUCUCCCCAACGGCCAUAGAUGCCCGCUGGCUUCGCCCCUCCCCGCCCUCCCUGGAUCCCCAGACGGAGCCCCUCAUCUUCCAGCAGUUGGAGAUCGACCAUUACGUGGGCCUGGCGCAGCCCCUGCCUGGAGCAGCCCCGCCACCCCCCGGCUCCGUCCCUGUCCUCCGUGCCUUCGGAGUCACUGAUGAGGGCGUGUCCGUCUGCUGCCACAUCCACGGCUUUGCUCCCUACUUCUACACCCCGGCGCCCCCUGGUUUUGGGCGCGAGCACCUGGGCGACCUGCAGCGGGAGCUGAACGCCGCCAUCAGCAGGGACCAGCGCGGAGGGAAGGAGCUCGCGGGGCCGGCCGUGCUAUCUGUGGAGCUGUGCUCCCGGGAGAGCAUGUUCGGGUACCAUGGGCACGGCCCCUCCCCGUUUCUGCGCAUCACCCUGGCGCUGCCGCGCCUCCUGGCCCCCGCCCGCCGCCUCCUGGAGCAGGGCAUCCGUGUGCCGGGCCUGGGCACCCCCAGCUUCGCGCCCUACGAGACCAAUGUGGACUUUGAGAUCCGGUUCAUGGUGGACACAGACAUCGUCGGCUGCAACUGGUUGGAACUCCCAGCGGGGAAAUACCUCCUGAGGCUGGAGGGGAAGGCCACGCAUUGUCAGCUGGAGGCGGACGUGCAGUGGUCUGACGUGGUCAGUCACCCGCCAGAAGGGGAGUGGCAGCGAAUUGCGCCCCUGCGCGUGCUCAGCUUUGACAUCGAGUGUGCUGGCCGCAAAGGCAUUUUCCCGGAGCCUGAGCGGGACCCCGUGAUCCAGAUCUGCUCACUGGGCCUGCGCUGGGGUGAGCCGGAGCCCUUCCUACGCCUGGCACUCACCCUGCGGCCCUGCGCCCCUAUCCUGGGCGCCAAAGUGCAGAGCUACGAGCGGGAGGAGGAGCUGUUGCAGGCGUGGUCGACCUUCAUUCGCAUCAUGGACCCUGAUGUGAUCACUGGCUACAACAUCCAGAACUUUGACCUUCCAUACCUCAUCUCCCGGGCCCAGACCCUCAAGGUGGAGUCGUUCCCCUUCCUGGGCCGCGUGUCUGGCCUCCGCUCCACCAUCCGGGACUCGUCCUUCCAGUCCAAGCAGACCGGCCGGCGGGACAGCAAGGUGGUCAGCAUGGUGGGCCGCGUGCAGAUGGACAUGCUGCAGGUGUUACUGCGAGAGUAUAAGCUCCGCUCCUACACGCUCAACGCCGUGAGCUUCCACUUCCUGGGCGAGCAGAAAGAGGACGUCCAGCACAGCAUCAUCACUGACCUGCAGAACGGGAACGACCAGACACGCCGCCGCCUGGCCGUGUACUGCCUCAAGGACGCCUUCCUGCCCCUGCGGCUGCUGGAGCGGCUCAUGGUGCUGGUGAACGCCAUGGAGAUGGCACGCGUCACCGGUGUGCCCCUUGGCUAUCUGCUCACCCGCGGCCAGCAGGUCAAGGUCGUGUCCCAGCUGCUGCGGCAGGCCAUGCGCGAGGGGCUGCUGAUGCCCGUGGUAAAGACAGAAGGUGUCGAGGACUACACGGGAGCCACAGUCAUCGAGCCCCUCAAAGGGUACUACGAUGUCCCCAUCGCCACACUGGACUUCUCCUCUCUGUACCCGUCCAUCAUGAUGGCCCACAACCUGUGCUACACCACACUCCUGCGGCCCGGGGCCGCCCAGAAACUGGGCCUGACAGAGGAUCAGUUCAUCAAGACGCCCACAGGGGAUGAGUUUGUGAAGACGUCAGUGCGGAAGGGCCUCCUGCCCCAGAUCCUGGAGAACCUUCUCAGCGCCCGGAAGAGGGCCAAGGCUGAGCUGGCCAAAGAGACAGACCCCCUGCGUCGGCAGGUGUUGGAUGGGCGGCAGCUGGCGCUCAAAGUGAGCGCCAACUCUGUAUAUGGCUUCACUGGUGCCCAGGUGGGCAAGCUGCCGUGCCUGGAGAUCUCACAGAGCGUUACCGGCUUUGGGCGCCAGAUGAUUGAGAAAACAAAGCAAUUGGUGGAGUCCAAGUACACGGUGGAGAAUGGCUAUGGCACCAGUGCCAAGGUGGUGUAUGGUGACACUGACUCAGUCAUGUGCCGAUUUGGUGUCUCUUCUGUGGCCGAGGCAAUGGCCCUGGGGCGGGAGGCUGCGGACUGGGUGUCAGGCCACUUCCCCCCGCCUAUCCGGCUCGAGUUUGAAAAGGUCUACUUUCCCUACCUGCUCAUCAGCAAGAAGAGGUAUGCUGGCCUGCUUUUCUCCUCCCGGCCGGACGCUCACGACCGCAUGGACUGCAAGGGUCUGGAGGCUGUGCGUCGGGACAACUGCCCCCUCGUGGCCAACCUCGUCACCGCCUCCCUGCGCCGCCUGCUCAUCGACCGAGACCCCGCGGGUGCCGUGGCCCACGCACAGGACGUCAUCUCAGACCUGCUGUGUAACCGCAUUGACAUCUCCCAGCUCGUCAUCACCAAGGAGCUGACCCGCGCGGCCUCUGACUACGCCGGCAAGCAGGCCCACGUGGAACUGGCCGAGAGGAUGAGGAAGCGGGACCCCGGGAGCGCGCCCAGCUUGGGCGACCGUGUCCCCUACGUGAUCAUCGGCGCUGCCAAGGGCGUGGCUGCCUACAUGAAGUCCGAGGACCCCCUCUUUGUGCUGGAGCACAGCCUGCCCAUCGACACGCAGUACUACCUGGAACAGCAGCUCGCCAAGCCCCUCCUGCGCAUCUUCGAGCCCAUCCUGGGCGAGGGCCGCGCUGAGGCUGUGCUGCUGAGGGGUGACCACACGCGCUGCAAGACGGUGCUCACGGGCAAGGUGGGCGGCCUUCUGGCCUUUGCCAAACGCCACAGCUGCUGCAUCGGCUGCCGCACUGUCCUCAGUCACCAGGGGGCCGUGUGCAAGUUCUGCCAGCCUCGGGAGUCAGAGCUGUAUCAGAAGGAGGUGUCGCACCUGAAUGCCCUGGAGGAGCGCUUCUCGCGCCUGUGGACACAGUGCCAGCGCUGUCAGGGCAGCCUGCAUGAGGAUGUCAUCUGCACCAGGCAGGACGGGCCACACUUCAGCUGUCUGUACCCAGAUGGCGUCUUCUACGACCUGGACAGCUGCAAGCACCCCAGCUACCCUGACUCCGAGGGGGCUUCUGACUCCCUGUGGGGCUGGGACCUCAGUCCAGCUGUCCCAGCCGCCUCGUAUGAAGCCUUCAACCCAGCUGUGGCCAACUUCGGCCACCCCCAGGGAGUCCAGCUCUGUUACGGACCCUCGACCUACAGCCCCAUGGGGAGCCUCGACCCGGCCCCCAGCCUAGAGGCCCCAGGGCCCAGCUUCCCAGCAUACCCCACGGAGGAAUUCACCAGCCAGACCGUGGGCCCCCCGGCAUAUGCCCCCUACCCCAGCCCUGUGCUGUCGGAGGAGGAGGAUCUCCUGCUGGACAGUCCCACCCUGGAGGUUUCAGACAGCGAGUCGGACGAGGCCCUCAUGGCUGGCCCCGAGGGGAGGGGAUCUGAGGCAGGGGCCCGCAAGAAGCUCCGCCUGUACCAGUUCCUGCUGGGGCUCCUGACGCGCGGAGACAUGCGCCACUGCGUGUGGUGGGUGGAGCCGGGCGCCGGGGUCUUCCAAUUCUCCUCCAAGCACAAGGAGCUCCUGGCGCGCCGCUGGGGCCAGCAGAAGGGCAACCGCAAGCGCAUGACCUACCAGAAGCUGGCGCGCGCCCUACGCAACUACGCCAAGACCGGCGAGAUCCGCAAGGUCAAGCGCAAGCUCACCUACCAGUUUGACAGUGCGCUGCUGCCGGCCGCCCGCCGGGCCUGAGCCCAGUGGGGGCUGUCAGGGGCUCCACGCCUGUGUCACGUUGGCGUCCCCACACCCUAGGUCACGGCACCUGUGGAUUCCCCACACUGGGGGGAGGGGGGCUGCUAUAAUCCCUAAGCCCUGCCCAGGGCCCCUCUGGGACACCACCCCUCCCCCAUCGUGUCUGGGGCCCCUCUGGGAUUUCCUUGUCAUGUCCAGGACCCCCAGGAUCUUCAUGUCUGGGUUAUGCGACACAUAGAGGACCAUACUGUGUGUCUGUGUGGAGGGGAGGGGCAGGGCAGUGCUUCCAGAUUCCCAAGAGCUUCUCUGGGAUCCCCUUGUGGUGUCUGAGAUCCUCCUACCAAGCCUGGGACCCCUCUGAGCUCCCUUGUGUGUCUGAGAUCCCUUAAUCUCAUCUGGGAAGGGAGAGCCCACGGAUGGUCACACAGGGAGGGGGGUGCCUUGUCGAGGGUCUCUCUGGGAUCCCUUUCUCAUGUCUGAGUCCCUCUUGUCGGAUCUGAGAUCUCCUCCUUAGGUCUGGGGGCCUUGCGGAAACCCUUCAUCAAGUCUCAGAUCUCUAUGCCCGUCUGUGACUCUCUUGUCCUACCCGUCCCCCUAAAUGAUGACCUUUGUCAUCUUGCAAUCUCCUAAUUCUCUGGAACCGCCGUACUGUCACUUCCUUGUGUCUGGAAUUCUCUAAUCACAUCGAGGGUGCCUCUGGGAUCCUUUGGUCAUGUCUAAAAACAUCCUGGUCAGGCUUAGAGGGGACCUCAGUGGACCUUGUCUUGUCCAGGCCGCCUCUGGGAUACCCUUAUCUAUCUGGGAUCCUGCAAUCACAUCUGGGGGCCUCCCUGGGAUUCUCCAUCUGCUAUGCCCCUUUGGGGACCCCACCAGCAGACCUGAGUUCUCACAGGGACCCUUCCCUUCCUGGGAUGCCCUCCGGAGGACCAGGCUAGGGAGCAUUCUGGCCACUCAACUGAUUUCUGGGUGAUCUUGGCAGCCCUCCCCAUGUCAUCUCUAACCAGAGGUCACAAGUUGGUACCCCACCCCCACCCUUCCGGCUCCCUUUGGGGCAGAUCAGAUCUCUGGUGGUGGUUUCUGUAGUUCACUGUGAGGGAGAUUUUGCCUGAUCCUUCACUAAAACUUUGCACAACGCGGCAACAGGCAACAGCGGGCUGCUUUGCGGUGCAGAGAGGCUGGAGGAGGGUGGCAGCCACUCCUCAUGGGGCUUCUGUUCCCCAGUUGGCCCCAGUCCCUGCCGCCCCCGGCUGUCAUACCCCAGUGGCUUUCCUCAGUCACCUGUUGGCCCCCAACCAUUUGCAUUUUGACCCCUGGUGUGAACCCAAGGAGGUGUGAAGCUUGGGUGCACUGUGGGAGCUCUGAUUGGAACCCUCGGGGGGGGGGGGGGUGCCACAGACCGUGGGCUAGGACGUCGGAGUCCCAGGUCCCGGAGGCUUCGCGGCUGGGGGAAACCUAGGGUGAAAGACUUGCUGCUUCUGGGCCUCAGUUUGUCCCUUGUGUGAAAGGGGAGAGAAGGAGGAAGAUAGAAAAAGUCCCUUGCAGUCAUGCUGAGCCUUUGAUACAUCUUCUGGAAAUCCACCCCACCACCCAUUCAUUCACUGACAUCCAGGAGGAGGAGGACAAAGGAGCUUCAAGGACCCAGAGAGGGAAGAGGUCCCUAUGGGGCACACAGCUGCCGGUAGCAGGGCCCAGGCUGGGACCUGCCCUCAAAAGGACAGCACCCCCCACUCCUGGAACGGGGGCAGGGUGGGAGGGGAGUGCUAGGGACGGAAUGUCCCCAGGGCCUCCUCCUGCAAAUGAGGUACCUUUUGCAAAGACUAUUAUCUACCACCCCCAAAAUGUGGAAUAAAAUAAAA